CCAAUUCUUCCGUGCCAUGCGGCAUACCGACAACAGAGACAUUCGAAAAAGAGCAUCACACCGUCGCGUGUGGCUGUCGGUUGCGGAUUCCUUGCAUUUCUUCUUCUGGUCUCUACCUCUCCGAUUUGGUUGCAUAUUUCGUUCUCGAGUCCUCCCCUUACUUAUUCUUUCCGGCGACCACCCGGCAAAUCGGAUACCUACACUUCUAUCAGAGACAUGGAAGAGGAGUUCGCGAAAUCCGUUGAGGAUGGACUCAGGCUGGCAAAGCGGGUGUAUACCGGCAAGGAGCGGCACACGACGACGCCACCGAGGUUGCCGGUUGGGAUGGAGAGUUCACCGGCUUCUUUGCUUCCUUCAGCGCCGAUGAUCUAUGCGGUGAUUAGCGAUCCCGCGAUCGUCGACAACCCGGACUUUCCGAGCUACCAGCCGCACGUUUAUGGCCGGUGUCAUCCGCCGGCGUUGAUCCCACUCCAGAUGAAGGAGAUUGCGAUGGAAGUGGAUAGCUAUCUGGAAAUGGCUUUUGUAUCCAUUCAGGGGCGGUGGCGGGUUCACUGCGUGAUGGGUAGCCGGAAAUGUGACUGCCGGCUCGUGCUUCCAAUGGGAGAGCAGGGUUCAAUUCUAGGUGUUGAGGUAAAUGUUGCCAAGAGAUCUUACUCUACCAAGUUGAUUGAGAGAGACAGUGACCAGAGCAUGGAGAAAUUCCCAAAGAAUGAAAAUGGGGGAUAUUUGAAUUCUUUCCUUUUUUCCUUAACAAUCCCCCAGGUGGAUGGUGGAUGUGAUAUAUCUCUUAGUGUUCGUUGGUCUCAGAAAUUAUUGUUCAAAGAUGGUGAUUUCUCAAUUAGCAUACCUUUCAAUUUUCCAGAGUUUGUAACCCCGCUUGCAAAAAUAAUUGCAAAGCGAGAAAAAAUACUGCUAAAUGUGAAUACUUGUAACGAAAAUGAAGUUAUAGUCAAGAAAGCAAGCCAUGCUUUAAAGGAAAAGUGUCGGCAAGUUGGGAAGUUAUCAGUCCUGUAUGAGGCGGAUGUCGAGAACUGGUCAACUAAAGAUUUUUACUUCUCAUAUAGUGUCAUCUCAAGGGACUUUUAUGGAGGUAUACUUCUAGCACCAUCAGUUCACGGUUCUGAUCAGAUAAAUAUGUUCUGCCUUUACCUAUAUCCAGUUAAUCAUCAGAAAAGAAAGGUCUUCAGAAAGGAAGUGGUUUUCCUUGUCGAUAUAAGUGGAAGCAUGGAAGGGAAGACUCUUGAAAAUGUUAAGAAUGCACUGUUUUUGGUCCUCUCAGAUCUUUCUCCCGCAGAUUAUUUUAACAUAAUAGCUUUCAAUGAAGGAACUUUCACUUUCUCAUCAUAUAUGGAACCAGCAAUUGAUCAUAAAUUAGAAGGUGCUAAACAUUGGACAAGUAAAAAUUUUGUCGCUCAUGGUGGGACAAAUAUAAUGCAGCCACUUAAUGAGGCUCUGGCUUUAUUAUCUAAUACAAGAGAGGACUCAGUCCCAUAUAUUUUUCUUGUCACUGAUGGUGCUGUGGAGAACGAACGCGCUAUUUGUCAUGCUUUUAAAGCUCAAAUAGAAAAUAGAGGACCCAUAACCCCAAGAAUAUGCACAUUUGGCAUUGGUACAUAUUGCAACCACUAUUUCCUGCAGAUGUUGUCAUCAAUUGGUAGGGGACAUUAUGGAGCUGCAUAUGAUCAAGAUUCUGUUGAAUCCUCCAUACAAAGUUGGUUCAGAAGAGCAUUAUUUCCCUUAGUUACCAAUAUAACUGUUCCCACCUUUGAUGACCUUGAUGCUUUUGAGGUUUUACCUAGCAAUAUUCCAGAUCUUCUAGUUGAAUGCCCAUUGAUCAUAUCAGGCAAGUACCAGGGUAAGUUUCCAGACACCGUUAAUGUUGAAGGUAGGUUAGCUGACGCGAGUGACAUUGUUAUCAGUCUGAAGGUGCAGCAUAUGGGAAACAUCCCUUUAGAAAGAGUAUUUUCUAAGCAACAAAUUGAUCUUCUUACAGCUCAGGCAUGGUUUGCUGAAAGCAAGCAACUUGAGGAAAAGGUUGCUAAAUUAAGCUUACAUUGUGGCAUUCCAUCGGAAUAUACCCAUAUGGUCUUCCUUCAAACGGUGGCAAAAAUGCCGGAGAAUGAUCGCCUUCUUCCUCCGGGAUCUUCCUCCUUUGCCUCUCCCGAGCUCUUGCUCAUCUACCUUCGCUCGACAGCCUUCUCCUGCUCGAUUCCGCUCUCCAUCUGCGCUCGACAGCUCCUCUCUCUCGCUCGCCCUCCUCCUUCACAGACCGAAAUCAUCGUCUCAUCUCCCCGACCCCGUCCUCAGAACGAGAUUCCGAGCUCUCCCUCGGCACCGAGAACUUCGCCUUCCUUGUUUCCUCUUCUUCUCACCGAACCCCUCUCUCCUGCAUUGAACCCAUCCGCCAACUUCAUCUCUCCCGAUCUCCCGCAUCAAAGUCGCUCGCCUAUUCCCUGCACCGAAGUUCGCAUACUCCCUUUUGCUAUUAGCAAAAGCGAGCUGCCUGACUUGGCGGUCAUUAAGUUUGGACAAGAAUUCGGCGAUAUUGAAGCCAAACUUGGGAAUGUCUCUGUCGCAAUGAUGAAGUCUGAAACGGACAGAGCCACCGAGCUUGUUGUGGAGUUCAACCUGAAGUCUGCUAAGAAAUUCCCCCCUCUGAAAAGAGUAUUGAUUGAAAAGAACCUUGCUGUUGCUAUAAAGUCUGCCACUAGGAGCGUAGGGACCGCUCCCAAGACUUUUUCUGCUUCUGCCACCGGAUUCACUGCUACUACACCAACUGUUCCAUUAAACAAAGAGAAGGAGAUUCUAUACGAAGAAGUGUCAGUCAAUGCUUUUGCCCAGCCGUUUUUCAUAUUCGAGAUUGGGUUCAACUCAAAGUUCGUGCGACUGACCAAGACACAGGAAAUGAGGCGCAACCAGAAAAUUCUAAGGGCCAAGAAGGUGAAAGCCACAGAUUUGGCUGGUACUGACACCGCCCUACCGACCCCCAAUUGGAUGAGACAGGAUUACGGAUUUACCAUCAAGACAUUCGAGAAGCUGGUUAGCAAAGUUGGGAAUCUUCAAGAAGAAGCUAAGCAACUUGGGUUUUUUGAGAAAACUGUAAAGCUAGAGUCAUUGAAGACAUCUGAGAAGAAAUCUGGGACAGUGGCAGUGCACUUCUCUCUAACAAUUAAUUUAUUUUUAUUGAUUGUAAAGAAAGGAGAAAAACCGAAGACUGAAAGUGGUGCUGAUUUCAUUCAAACGCCAACAUUGCUUGAUAAUUUAACUCCCGGAUUCGGAAACCCAUUGGCGACCGCAGAGAAUCUUCCACCAGGUUGUAGAAAAUCAAAGCAGACGCAGACUUUGGAGGUCAUUGAAAAAGCUGUUGGCUGUUGCAGCGGAAUAUUUGAUUGCUCCUGCUGUGUGUGCUGCAUCAAAAUGUGUGCUAAGAUGAACGAUCAGUGUGCGAUAGCUCUCACCCAGUUAUGCACAGCCCUCUCAUGUUUAGCAUGCUGUUCGCUGUGCUGCGACGGCUCUGAUUAGACUGCAUGUUAUAUAGAAAUGGUAUAUAUGUAAUUUUCUGGUUUGAUGAGGGUGAAAGUGGGGGUGUAUAUUCUGUUGUUUGUUUUUGGAAGAUGCUUUUAUUGUAUUGAGAUUGGCCUGGUGAUGUGUAAUAUAAUGCGAAUGUUGAUGUGCUAAGAAGAUUGGGAUAUAGAUGUGAUUAAAAAAUGUAGGAAUU
This is a messenger RNA of Phalaenopsis equestris, 3718 nucleotides long. RefSeq lists its product as uncharacterized. The transcript has 16 exons. The record is from RefSeq and is a predicted model, not a curated record. Bases 217 to 3522 code for a protein of 1101 amino acids. Lineage: Eukaryota; Viridiplantae; Streptophyta; Magnoliopsida; Asparagales; Orchidaceae.